UUACCAUGGAAAUUAGCAGUGCAAAUUUUGAAAAUAUUCAUGAUUACACUCCAGGUGUCUGUGGUGUUUUCUGCUUGUUUAAGAAUCCCAACAAGCGUAGGACAGCAAAAGAAGCUUAACCACUCAAUUGUUUGUUUGACCAAUGGAAGGCAGGGAAAGUGGUCAAGAAACCUGUUUGAACACAGUCACUAUUUUUGCAAUUCUAUUUGUUGAUGCUAUUUGUGCAGAAAUGGCACACUUCAGCUUUAAAUGUAAUCUUUUUCUGACAUAUUGGAGGAUUUGCCACUAAACAUGCUCAUACUGUUUGGACUAAAUAACCAGCUUGUGGUGUCCUACAAGGAGGAGAACCUGAUGGCCUUUAAGAAUUUGUUUCUGAAGGGCUACAGUGGUGUGGACGAGGAUGACUACAGUAUUUCUGUCUACACCAAACAGAGUGUGUAUGAUAGUUUACACUAUGUGAUAGAUCAGUAUUCCCAGUUAGGAAACCUGUCUGUAGGUCCUGCUAGUUAUGCUGAAGAGAAUGGAGAGUUUCUGCCCUUGAUCAUCUGUAAGAAGAGCUACAAAAGAGGCAGCGUUGAACCGUCUGAGGAACCGUAUGAUAUUGAUGCAGAGCUUGAAACAGAUUGCUUAACUCUUGAUCCAGAGUCCUCUAAAACAUGGAGAAUGAACAAUGCUUCAUUUUUUGAGUUGGAAUUUUAUAGGCUUGUCGAUAUUGAGAUCACUUUCGCGCUCAAAGGAAUCAACUUGAAAACUGUUCGUUCUCAUGAGCUGCCAGACUGUUACACAUUUUUUGUGAAGAUUUUCUUUGAUAACAGUUGUCAUAGCGGGAAGGUGAAAUUGACCAUUGAUUUCGAUGCGGUUAGUAGUGUGUGCAAAAACUGGAAGAUUUCAGGAACUGCUCAGAAAAGCACUCACUACCUCCUGAUCUUUGAUGGCUUUGUUAUUAUAGUCUGUCUGAGCUCUGCAGUGCUCUGCACACGUUCUAUUAUACUAGCUGUGAGGUUACUUCAGCGGUUUUCUAGCUUCUGUCUUGAGAAUUAUAAUCAGAAAGUGUGUGAAGAUGAUCAGAGGGAGUUCUUGAAUGGCUGGUACCUCUUGGUGAUCAUCAGUGAUGUUAUGGCCAUCAUUGGAUCGAUACUAAAAAUGGAAAUACAGGCUAAGAGCAUGACCAACUAUGAUGUCUGCAGCAUCUUCCUGGGAACAUCAACUCUAAUGGUCUGGGUGGGCGUCAUAAGGUAUCUGGGAUACUUCGAAAAAUACAAUGUGCUUAUCCUCACUAUGCGAGCAGCCUUACCAAAGGUCUUGCGCUUCUGCUGCUGCGCAGGAAUGAUCUACCUCGGCUACACCUUCUGUGGAUGGAUUGUUCUUGGUCCCUACCAUGAGAAGUUUGAAGGUCUGAGUCGUGUGGCAGAGUGCCUCUUCUCUCUAGUCAACGGGGACGACAUGUUCCCUACAUUUGCAGAGAUUGAGCAAAAGAACACAAUGGUGUGGCUGUUCAGCCGAGCUUAUCUUUACUCGUUCAUCUCACUCUUCAUCUACAUGGUGCUCAGUCUCUUCAUCGUCCUCAUCACAGACGCUUACGAGACCAUCAAGGGUUACCAAACAACAGGCUUCCCCAUGACAGAGCUCCAGCGGUUUCUGAUGGGGCAGAAGGAGGGUUUCCCCCUCCAGGGGCAGGAGGGGGUCGACGCAGAGUGUGGCGAAGCCGAGACCGUCCACCCUUCUGUUGUGCUGUGUUGCUGCAAAAGGGUUCCCAAAGAUGACACCAUCAUUCUCAUCAGUUGACCGUUGCGACUGAUUCAAAGUUGAAUCUACUGAAAACUGCAAUGGACUUGCAGCUUAAUAAGAGAAAGUUUGUGUGAACAUGUUUACUACUCUAUGUACAUGGUUCAUGUCCUACACAGGAAGCAAGAUCUUCCUGUGAACAUGCCAAUUUCAUUAGGAGCUGGUAAGACCUGCAUUAGCAGACGGAUAAAUGCCAAAUCAUAUCUUCCAAAGUGCACUACAAUGCAAUUAAGAGCAACAAAUGAAGUGUUUUGUGGGUCAACUGGCAACCGCAGAAGAUGUUUGAUGCAUUUUGAUGUGCAAUCUGUAAAAUAAUCCCUGUCUAAUGUUGUACACUCUUAAAAAUAAAGGUGCUU
Messenger RNA from Sinocyclocheilus anshuiensis, 2141 nucleotides. RefSeq names its product mucolipin-2-like. Gene Ontology annotation, molecular function: NAADP-sensitive calcium-release channel activity. The record is from RefSeq and is a predicted model, not a curated record. Bases 292 to 1785 code for a protein of 497 amino acids. The transcript has 14 exons. NCBI's taxonomy places the organism in Eukaryota, Metazoa, Chordata, Actinopteri, Cypriniformes, Cyprinidae. Gene Ontology annotation, cellular component: membrane.